AUGUCAGAGUCUGAAAACGAACAGAAACUCGCAAGUGAACUUAAAAGCAGAAUUCUUGAAACGCAAGAAAGGAACAAGUUAAAAAGAUUACUGACAAAAAGACUUAGAGAUUGUGGAUGGAAAGAUAAAAUUAAAAAACGUUGUGUAGAUAAGAUAAGAACUGAAGGAGUUGAAAAUAUCAAAUUAGAUCAACUUGAAGAAUACGUAUUAAAACAUGGCCGAGAGGCCGUUCCAGAUGACGUAAAAGUAGAAAUGUUACAACAAAUCUCAAGUUAUCUGGACAAACAUGUGUCUCAACUUGAGAAAAACAUAAAAUAA
Rhizophagus irregularis DAOM 181602=DAOM 197198 is the source of this 318-nucleotide messenger RNA. RefSeq lists its product as uncharacterized. Gene Ontology annotation, biological process: poly(A)+ mRNA export from nucleus; positive regulation of DNA-templated transcription; regulation of transcription by RNA polymerase II. Gene Ontology annotation, molecular function: transcription coactivator activity; chromatin binding. The record is from RefSeq and is a predicted model, not a curated record. Lineage: Eukaryota; Fungi; Glomeromycota; Glomeromycetes; Glomerales; Glomeraceae. Gene Ontology annotation, cellular component: DUBm complex; SAGA complex; nuclear pore.